GGCUCCGCGCGCGGGGAGGGUCACGUCCAGCGCCGGCGGGCGGGGUGCGGGCACCGCAGUUAUUUCGGGACACGCAGCGGUUUGCAGCACGUCCAGCCACUCUCUUCCAGCGCUGUGUGCUCCUGGGCGCAGUUCAGGAGCAAAAAUGCCUGCUCUUCACAUCGAAGAUUUGCCCGAGAAGGAAAAACUGAAGCUGGAAGUCGAGCAACUUCGCAAAGAAGUGAAGUUGCAGAGGCAGCAGGUGUCUAAAUGUUCUGAAGAAAUAAAGAACUACAUCGAAGAACGUUCUGGAGAGGAUCCUCUGGUGAAAGGAAUUCCAGAGGACAAGAAUCCCUUUAAAGAAAAAGGCAGCUGCAUUAUUUCAUAAAUAACUCUGGGGAGAAAUGUCAUCCUCAGUGGAAGAACAAGUUUGUUUUAGUUUGUCCAAACAAAACCAAUCCGCCUUUUGAAGAAAGAAACAUUUAAAAGAGAUUUUCUUAAGCACUUAAUAUAGAUAGUGUUCAAUGUAAAAGCAAUGUGCUUCUCAUCUUUGCUCACAACACACCCUUUUUAAGACACCAGAGAAUAUCAAAUGUAUAAUUAUGGAAAUAAGUCCAUUACUUGUGCAUGACUCGUCUCUUUAUGUUGCUUGAUGCCUCAAAUAAAGUUUUCUCUCUGAAAAAUGAGUGCUGGCAAUUUAA
Talpa occidentalis (Iberian mole) is the source of this 680-nucleotide messenger RNA. RefSeq names its product G protein subunit gamma 11 (gene GNG11). Lineage: Eukaryota; Metazoa; Chordata; Mammalia; Eulipotyphla; Talpidae. Gene Ontology annotation, biological process: G protein-coupled receptor signaling pathway. The transcript is spliced from 2 exons. Gene Ontology annotation, cellular component: heterotrimeric G-protein complex. The coding region runs from base 146 to 367 and encodes 73 amino acids. The record is from RefSeq and is a predicted model, not a curated record. Gene Ontology annotation, molecular function: G-protein beta-subunit binding.